AAUCAGGGUUCCCCAAUAAGACACCCCAGCCACAUCACUCCCUUAUUGAUCUCACAAUCAACAAACCCCAAAACACACCUUGCACUGGCCCUAGUACCUCUUCUUUGCCACUGUUUUGGACCUCCAGCCUCAACUCAGCUUAAAAAGAACCUCAAAUGCUCCUGCUCCACUGGUGGCUCCUGCACCUGCUGUAGCUCCUGCAAAUGCAAAGAGUGCAAAUGCACCUCCUGCAAGAAGAGCUGCUGCCCCUGCUGUCACGAGGGCUGUGCCAAAUGUGCCCGGGGCUGUCUGCAAAGGGGCAUCGGACAAGGGCAGCUGCUGAGCCUGAUGUUGGGAAAGCCUGCACCCAGAUGUAAAUAGAGUAACAUGUACAAACCUGCAUUUAAAAUUUUUCCCUUCUACCCUGACCUGCUUGCUACAUUCCUGUUGCCAUGAAAUAUUUGUAUGAAAAUAAACUCAUCUAGACAAAAAAAAAAAGCCUCUUUAUA
Messenger RNA from Vicugna pacos (alpaca), 488 nucleotides. Lineage: Eukaryota; Metazoa; Chordata; Mammalia; Artiodactyla; Camelidae. The record is from RefSeq and is a predicted model, not a curated record.